AUGGAGGUAGAGCAAUGGCUUCACAUGGCCAACGGCGACGGAGAGAACAGCUACGCCACCAACUCCAGACUCCAAGAGAAGGCCAUGCUUGAGACCAGGCCGGUGCUCCAGGGCGCCGUGGUGGAGCUGUACAGGUCACUGCCGGACAAGAGCACCAUGGUCGUCGCCGACCUAGGCUGCUCGUCAGGGCCGAACACGCUGCUGCUUGUGUGGGAGGUCAUCGGUACAAUCUCCGACCACAACCGGGAAGAAGAGCAGGAGCAGCGCCCUCCUGCCGCAGCCAUGGAGUUGCAGUUCUUCCUCAACGACCUGCCGGGGAACGACUUCAACCUCGUCUUCAGGUCGCUGGAUCGGCUGCAGGAGCUCACCGCCGAUAGGAGGCCGCAAUACUACGUGGCCGGGAUGCCGGGUUCUUUCUACACCAGGCUGUUCCCAUGCCGGAGUGUCCACCUCUUCCAUUCCUCCUACUCCCUCAUGUGGACGUCCAAGGUACGGGAUGAGCUUUCAAGAGGUGCUUACCUGAAUGAAGAGAGCAUCUACAUUGGCAAGAGUACUCCUCCAGCUGUGAUAAAACUAUACCAAGAAGAGUACCAAAAGGACCUGUCUUUGUUCCUGACGCUGCGAUUCAAUGAACUUGUACGUGGUGGGCAUAUGGUUCUAACAUUUCUAGGCAGAAAGAGCAAAGACAUAGCACGAAUUGGUGACGUCUGUGAAACUUGGACACUACUAUUUUUCUGCAACGUGUGGCAGGGCCUUGUGGAGAAGGAGAAGCUGGUCUCUUUCAAUCUUCCAUUUUAUGCGCCAUCUAUGGACGAAGUGAAGGCUGUGGUUGAGGAGAACAAUCUCUUCAAUGUGGAACACAUGAGUGUGUUUGAAUCAAGCUGGGAUCCACAAGAAGACGACACAAACGAUGAUGUCGUGUUGGGCUGCAGCAGUAGUGGGUUGAAUGUUGCCAGGUGCAUAAGGGCGGUGGCGGAACCGCUGAUUAAGAAACACUUCGGAGAGGCCAUUCUUGAUGAUCUGUUUAUGGUUUAUGCCAGCAUGAUUUCAAAGCACAUCAAGAAAGCGAAGGCCAAGUAUCCUAUAAUUAUCAUCUAUUUGAAGGCCAAGCACUAAGAAAUACUUCUCAAGUGUCAAUUUGAAUAAAUGCGGGGAGUUCAGUAUUUCCGGUCCAUCACAUAUUAUAUGUAAAAGAUGUUUUGUUAAUAUUUUGUACGUAUGGAAAAGGAUGUUUCCUUGUCAAUUCCAUGAAUUUUAUGGCA
Molecule: messenger RNA, 1262 nt
Organism: Triticum urartu
Lineage: Eukaryota; Viridiplantae; Streptophyta; Magnoliopsida; Poales; Poaceae
Source: RefSeq, a predicted model, not a curated record